CUGCUAUCCGCCGCGAAACCUCCCUAUCCGCAGCUGAUUUCAUUCUUCGUUUACCCCAUUUGUCCUCCCCCUCUCAUCCUUCCACUUUUCUUCACACCCCUUUUCCCAUCCCCUGAAUUGCCCUUGUAUUACCUGCACACCCACUUCUUGGACAAAUCGGGUGGAUAUUUACUAGUAUUCUAUGUGAACGUCAAUCUCACAGAAAUGUGCACUUCCACUUCAACAGAUUCCUCACCGCCCCAUAAUGCACUCACAAGUAUCAGGUUACAACUCAGUCAUCUAAAAGAAGGGCGGUUAUCGGAAACAACGACGGUCAAAAUGUUGUCCUUACUAAAGGCUUUGGCAAACGUUCAUGUCUUUCUCGGUAUAAUCAUGAUUGUGCUCAGUGGUUUGGCGGAUUAUGCAAGUACACGGAUAAAUACAAUUCGGUUACACGGGCUCGAGGAGAUUUGUUCAUUCUACUUUGUUCUUGUGGGGCUUGUCGGCAUCUGUGGAAGUGCUUCUUACCGUCGGGGACUUGUCAUCACGUACCUUGUCAUGUGCAUACAUUCCAUUUUUAUUUUCGUCCCAGCAAUCAUCACAGUUUCAAGUUUCGAUAUUCAUUUUUAUCAGCAUGAAUGCUGGGGUGAGUGCGACUGGCACUUGCUUGCCACGUCAUUUCCGUCGAACAGCAAGUGUCAAAUUAUGUGUGGCGAUCAUGUCGAUGACGCAAUGAGAAGAAGAAUGACUCGCCUUGGAACCGACUAUCGUCUCGAUGCCGGCCUCAUCGCCGCCGCGAUUCUCGAGUUCCUUCUUUCGAUCGCCACUUGCGUCGUUGCUUCAAGGACGCUAUUUUCACCAUUGAAGGAACUGGGCGAUCAAAGUGCUACCGGAGACCUUACUGUUGAGAUGCAACCAUUGAAUCAAUCGGAAGAAAACAACACGUAUUCGUCUUUGCCGAACGGAUCGACGCAAUAGAAACUGAAAAAUAGAGAUGAACAAUGGAAAAUCAAAGAUCAAAAUUCAAGUUCAACAUUGCAUAAUAUCAAAUCCAUGCGUAGUGCAUUUAAUCUCAUCGUAGAGCGAUAUUCAAUUCAUGUAUUUUAUUUAAAAUCCAAUAUCAGCAUUUCAUGAAAACCAAAAACAGAUUCUCAACAUUUACGGUCCGAAUAACGAAAUGGUAGUAAAUGUUAUUCGUUUUAAUUACCAUUUUUACUGGUUUAAAUGUCUCCAUUGUCUUUAUUGAUAAAUUUCCAGUCAUCAUUGCAAUAAAGGUGCAUCGCGUGAUUUUAAA
Caenorhabditis elegans is the source of this 1273-nucleotide messenger RNA. It is a transcript of the gene M60.6, whose product is annotated as Tetraspanin family protein. Lineage: Eukaryota; Metazoa; Nematoda; Chromadorea; Rhabditida; Rhabditidae. Gene Ontology annotation, cellular component: membrane. The record is from RefSeq and is marked reviewed. Bases 205 to 957 code for a protein of 250 amino acids. The transcript is spliced from 7 exons.